Messenger RNA from Folsomia candida, 2777 nucleotides. It is a transcript of the gene Akt, whose product is annotated as RAC-beta serine/threonine-protein kinase. Bases 385 to 2046 code for a protein of 553 amino acids. Gene Ontology annotation, molecular function: ATP binding; protein serine/threonine kinase activity. The record is from RefSeq and is a predicted model, not a curated record. NCBI's taxonomy places the organism in Eukaryota, Metazoa, Arthropoda, Collembola, Entomobryomorpha, Isotomidae. The transcript has 14 exons. Gene Ontology annotation, biological process: protein phosphorylation.
GCUGCUUCUCUUUCCAUUGGGUUGGAUUGGAUUUGAUGAGUUUGACUGGACAUUGUUGUUUGUUGUCCUCAUUCUUCUUCUCCUCAUCGGCGGCUGACCCAUUUUGCUUUGUCGAUUCAACAAAAUAAUAAUAAAGCGGUCGUCGUCACUCGGCCCAUGGUGAAAGAGGGACCGCAGAAAAAAAGACGAACCGGUCGCAUAGUGUUGCAUAGUGUGGAGGAAUUUGCAAACUCCUGAGCUGCUGGAUCGACUGUGAAAACUGGAAAUUUUGCAAGAAAAGGAGGAGGAUAUGAAUUUUUAGAAAAUAGAGUUUGGCCAGCAGUGAGUAGUGGCCGUCGUGUCGUUGUUGAGUUGAGUACGACGAAUAGAAGAAGCACAAUAAUAAUGGCAACUCCUAAUGGGCCUAAUUCACCUCCUCGUUUGGUGAAGGAGGGUCUCGUCUUUAAGCGAGGCGAGACAAUCCGCAACUGGAGACCCCGUUAUUUUUAUCUAUAUGAUAACGGAUCCUUCUUGGGGUUUAAAGGGGGCGUGGAAAACCCGCUGGGAACCGAACCACUCAAUAAUUUUACCGUUAGGGGCUGCCAAAUCAUGAAAAUGGAUAGACCCAAAGCUUUCACCUUUAUGAUCCGGGGCUUGUCUCCGAAUCGAACCCUGGAACGAAGUUUUUGUACAGAUUCCGAGAAAGAAAGACAAGAUUGGGUGAGCUGUAUUGAAUCGGUGGCUCAAGCUUUGGGACCUGGGGCAGGUCCAAGUCCACUUGGAGCCCCUAUGCAUCAUCUAGCUCCUGGAGCAUCUGCGGCCUACUCUGGAUCAACAGCUUGGAUUGAUGGAGCAGGAUUGGCCUCUUCUGGAACGGUGUCAGAGAAUAAAAUGGUCACAGGGACACCGGUUGGGAGCGUGGAUGAAAUGAGUAUUGGCAGCGCACAGUCUUCUUCACAUAUGGACGUCGAUUUAUCUAGCAAGUUCCAAGUUCAGGGUGUGUCACAUCCAAGAGGAUCGGGAAAGGCUAAAGUUACCUUUGAAAAUUUCACCUUUCUCAAAUUGUUGGGGAAAGGAACGUUUGGAAAAGUUAUUCUAUGCAGAGACAAGAUCUCGGAGAAAUUAUACGCAAUUAAGAUUUUAAGAAAAGAGGUAAUUAUAAAGAAGGAUGAAGUUGAUCACACCCUCACCGAGAACCAAGUACUCCAACAAACUAAUCACCCCUUCCUAAUUUCAUUGAAAUGUUCCUUCCAAACUGCCGAUCGUCUUUGUUUCGUCACCGAGUUUGUCAACGGUGGCGAACUUUUCUUCCAUCUGUCAAAGGAAAAGUUUUUCACGGAAGAAAGAACAAAAUUUUAUGGGGCUGAGAUCAUUUCUGCAAUUGGGUAUCUUCAUCAUCUCGGAAUAAUUUAUAGAGAUCUUAAGCUUGAAAAUCUUCUACUCGACAAAGACGGCCAUAUUAAGAUUGCCGAUUUCGGGCUAUGUAAACAAGACAUUACUUUUGGGAGCACCACUAAAACAUUCUGUGGAACGCCAGAAUAUUUAGCUCCAGAGGUACUAGAAGACACCGAUUAUGGCUUGGCCGUGGAUUGGUGGGGAGUUGGUGUGGUUAUGUACGAGAUGAUGAUUGGUCGACUACCAUUCUAUAAUCGAGAUCACGACACUUUAUUUGAGCUCAUUGUCCUCCAAGAAGUCCGUUUCCCAUCCACUAUUUCCCCCGAAGCCAAGGACUUAUUGAGGGGACUGUUACGAAAAAGCCCUCGUGAACGGCUGGGUGGUGGUCCCGAAGAUGCGAAAGAUGUGAUGUCUCACAUCUUUUUCAAGUCGAUUGACUGGAAUGCUCUAGUCCAGAAAAGGGUUGUACCUCCAUUUAAACCCCAAGUGACGAGUGAUACGGACCUACGAUAUUUUGACGUGGUGUUCACAAGUGCACCUGUCGAGCUCACCCCACCUGAUGAAUCACCCUUGGCCGCCAUGGAAGAGGAUGUCGAUUUUUCUGGAUUCUCCUAUCGCGAUCUCUCCUCUACCCUCGGCGCAUCGCUCCGAUCUGGCCCCCUCCAUUCCUAGCCGACCUAAUAAAACCAACAUCUCUUCCACUACAAUCAAUUCGUGUUUGCCUUUGUCUGCCAAUAAGUUAGACGUAGUUGCCAAUUAGGAUAAGCUAACAUUGAUAAACAGUUUGUAUCUCGUGAGUGGAGAAUAUUGGUGGUGGAUGCAUGUAUGGAUGGAUGUGUGAGUGGGUGAGUGGGUAGAUGCAGAUUAAUUAAUUAACUAACAAAGAAUAUCAUUGAUUUUACUACUAUUCUUAGUUUUGCUCUUCUUUUGUAAAAUUCAGAAUCACAUCAAGAAUUCUACAUCAUUGUUUAACUACUACUCCCUUUUCUGGAUAAAAUUAAGAUAACAUGUACUCAUACCCUGUAUUCUAUUCUACGCCUUUAAUAAUACCUCUGACUACAUACUAUACAAGGUCUGUAAUUAUUCUAAAACAUUGUGGGAAUUAAGAAAUUUUUAAGAAUUGUUGACUUAUCUGAAUCUUUAAGCUAAUAAGUAAGAGGUGUACGAUACCGCAGUUAUGUAUUGUGAUAUGACAAGACGAUCAGGUAGAGAAAGUAAGCUCACUUAUCAAGUAUAUACUAUUCCUGAUUCCUUUAUGCAUGAUGAUUACGUUAUUAUUAGUACUAUUUAUUAGCAGCAAAAGUUUGUUUGAAAUUGUUUAUUGAUUGUAAUAUUCAGGAACAAAAUUACGAAUAAAAAACAACACUGGUCCUACCGGAUCAUCGUAGCAAUUGAAAAUCAAA